UCACAGAAUACAAUACAAGAGAUGGUUUCUAUUCCCCAAGUUCUGAAUGCUGGGCUUGUCCAUACUGUUUCAACGCAGGGUCCCAGUGUCAACACUAAACAAUCUGAUGGCUCUUCCCAAUUUCCACACAGAGACAUGCAGUCUGAAACAGAGUUUCUUCUGCCUCUUUCUGAAAUAUCAACACCUAUUAAUCCUUCCGGAAUUGCAAAGGUUUUAGGUCUGCAAGAUACAACUGGGAAUAAAAUGCCAACUGCUGGUUUUGAAAGAAAUCAUGAAUUCACAAGUAUGUUAAGUGAAUUAAGCUCCACAAUGCCUAGUCCUCUAGUUACAAUCAAGAUUGAUCUGCCUACUGUUAAUGUUGCCCAAACACCAAAGAAAGAACUGUUAAAAGUUAAUGCUACAGACAAAGAGACACUGCUUACUGUAACAAGACUACCUCAAGAAAUAUCUGGAGAUUUAAUGAUUAACAUGGCUUUGCCUGUCCCUGGAAAACCCCAGUUGGUAACUUAUUCGCAGAAACAAUCAACUUUGAAGGAAAAUGCUUUGACCUUGCCCGUUUUAGCAGAUCCGAUAAAUGUAACAGAUAAUGUUUCACUAGAAAAAGGCGCUUUUUCACAUCCUCCAUCACAUUCCGCAUUGGAGGAUUUUAAUAAGCUAGAGUCCAGUGCUUUAUCUAAUCAAGUAUCUUAUAAAAACCCAGUCUCCGUUUCCAAGGAACCCUUUUCCACACGCAAGCCUGACAUUCAGACAUCAGGGAUAUUAGAAAAAGAAAGCUCUGCUUCUUCAGAUAAUAUGGAUCAUAGAGAGGAACAAACUGUAGAAGCACUAGCAGAGACAGGGUUGGAGCCAAGGGAAAUAUCUAGACCCUUUGCCCUCCAUACUGCCAGUGAAGUUCCUCCCAUGCAACAGUCACUGAAGUCAAGGUUGUAUUUACCAGCGUCCACAGUGGAAGGAAACGAUGUUCAACAAAUGUUGAUGAUGCCUUCUGCUGUUUAUCUGAGCGGCUUUGCUGUUGUUUCCGAUGAUAUAUGUGGCUCUGGAAACUACUCGGCUGAGAUGAACCUCAAUCUGGGGAGAGAGCUAACCCCAGGCGACAUCAUCCCCCCUCAAGGAAAUCUUAAUGUUGAUAUUAAUCUGAAAACUAAUAACAGUCAAAUUCAUCUGGAGAUAAGGUCAUGCUGUCUCUCGCCUACUGCUGAACCAGACGAAAUCAAUAGCACCUGCUGUACAUUUGCAAGGUUGCCUUUAGACUCCAAGGAUGUUCGAUUACUCCGAAGCGGACAGUCUAAAAGAGCCAGCUUCACCAUCCAGCUCUUUCAGAUGAUCAAUUACUCAACGGCAUACUUACAUUGUGAACUGGGCAUCUGCUUAAAAAACCACUCUGAAUGUGAAACUCAAUGUUUUAAACAGAGGAAGCGGUAUACAGAACAGGGAGCUCUACAAAACUUGCUUCGUUCUGGCAACCUGAUUUCCUUUGGUCCCAUGCUGAAGAGAAGUGCCGAGCCCUCUCAAGAACAAUGUGGCUCAGCAGCAAUGAAGAGGAUCAUUAUACUGCUGGGGUGUGUGCUUGGGGGCUCUCUUUUGACGUGCACCUUCCUGUUCAUGUGGUUAGCUCACAGAAGGAGAGCUAGAACUGUCUCUAUGUUUCAACUGGGUUUCAUUGAAUAUGCAUGAAGUGUUUACAUUGACCUUCUUGGUUCUUCUACUGGUGACAGUUUACAUUGUACCAAUUUGAUUAAACAUGGUCC
Messenger RNA from Polyodon spathula (Mississippi paddlefish), 1748 nucleotides. RefSeq lists its product as uncharacterized. The record is from RefSeq and is a predicted model, not a curated record. NCBI's taxonomy places the organism in Eukaryota, Metazoa, Chordata, Actinopteri, Acipenseriformes, Polyodontidae. The coding region runs from base 22 to 1674 and encodes 550 amino acids. The transcript is spliced from 5 exons. Gene Ontology annotation, cellular component: cell surface.